This is a messenger RNA of Coregonus sp. 'balchen', 2828 nucleotides long. NCBI's taxonomy places the organism in Eukaryota, Metazoa, Chordata, Actinopteri, Salmoniformes, Salmonidae. The record is from the annotation of a GenBank genome assembly.
AUGUUACCAAGACACAACUGUGGGGUUAUGGACGGAACACAAACUCAGGGAAGACAUGACGCCCUUUCCUGGUUCACAGAGUUCCAACUGGACUGUGUCAUCAGUAAUGGGGUAGUUCCAGAAUGGUUCCAUGGCAUUAUUUCCAGGAAGUAAGUUCUCAAAUUGUGUCUCUGUCAUGUGCCAUUGGAAUACACUCCAAACAGUAGGACUUACUUUUUCCUGAUAAACAACAUAGAUGAGACCAAUGUGUGGCCUGUGGUGAAGGAUAUACUGUAUGCCUUAUGACUGUUGUUAUUGUCUUACAGUAGGGCACUAAAUGGUUGUGUUCUGACUGCACGUUGUAAAUGUCUUCAGUCAAGUGAGUUCAAACCGAAGUCUGUUCUGACAUCGCUGUGUUUAUUCGCCCCAGGGUUGCUGAGGAAAUGCUCCUUUCCAACCCCACAGGCUACUUCCUGAUCCGUGUCAGUGAAAGCAGGAUAGGAUACACUCUCUCCUAUCGGUAAGCCUCUGUGCUUUGUACAUGAGAUAGACACUUCCAGGUGAGGCAUCAUUAGAUUGGUUGUUUGUUCAGCUGAUACAUGAAGAAUGGCAUUUUAUAUGAUGGCAUUUCUUUAAACCGGCAGGCAAAGAAAUGUUAACAAUGAGCUUAUUGGUUGUGUUCUGUUUCCAUAGAUUUUAACGUAUCUUAUUCUACACCAAUGCCACAUACUACCCUCUCUGAAAUGAAGUGCCCGCCCUUGUUCUAUUCAACAGUGUAGUUCAAAGUCCGUCUGCACUUCCUCAUUUCAUUUUUUCUCUGUAUGUCUAGUGCCACUGAUCGGUGCAGGCACUUCAUGAUCGAUGUGCUGAAGGACAAUCACUACAUUAUUGUAGGAGAGGACAUGCAUCACAGCUCACUGCAAGACCUGGUGAACUUUCACCGCAGGGUGCCCAUCAUGCCUUUCAAUGAGCUGCUGACUGUAGCUUGUGGACAGGUGAGGAACUAUACUUGAUUCAGUAAACUACAAACUACCAUAUUGUUUAUUUUGUAUACACACAGGUACCCUAUAGGCUUGAAUUGAGUUGGUUUGAUAUAGCAUAAACACACAGUGGUCAGGGUACGGCACACUGUGCUGCAUUUCUGUACACUGUUGUGGAUACAUAAGUGAAUUGACGUGUGUUUGACUAAACAUUCUUCCCCUUCAUCUACUUCAUGUUGUAGGUAUCCAAGGACAAGGCUGAUUAUGCAGAACUGUUAUUCCCCAAAAGACAAGCCAUGAACCCUAAUCAUGGCGUGUUGCCAAACAACCCCCCACACAUGAACAGUAGUACUCAUCUAAAACCAGCUGAGGACAUUCCACCUGCCCUCCCACAUCGUCCCAGCACAUUGAGUGACCCUGCCGGCCCACCUCCAAACACUAGCAAACCACCUGUAACUCCAAACACCCCUUUUCCAAGACUCUACCCCUGCCUGGAGUCCGAGUUAAACACAUUGAGCUUCCAAACCCCAAGCAUGGUAAAGACGCUGGACUAGCAUAGUGUUUACAGUAUGUGUUUGUUGGGGAUAGGGCUAAAGCUUUAUUUUCAUACUCUGAAUGGUGAGAUAAUACUAUUGCAAAUGUGUUGUAGGCCUACAUUUCCAUAAUAUUGUUGUUAUCUAACUUUGGGUCUUAAAAACUAAUUUCCUACAUAUUUCUCUGUAGGUUAAGCGAACUAAGGUUAGACUGUACUCUAAAACGGCAUCUAUUAUUUUCAUUCCAGGUAGAUCGUACUGCUAAACCAGUGCCAUUGCCCAGGAAGAUACAAGUAGUCACCACGGACCAGCCAGACCAACCUCCUGAAUUACCUGCCAGAGGCCCUGCUCUACCACAGAGAAAGGACAGGGACCAGAGCAGCACUGCAUCUAAAGGUCCCCCAGCACCCAGGAUUGUAUGUACACACAGACCACAGACCCAACCAAACACACACCACCAGGACCCAAACUCCAACCAACAGAAGAAUCAAGACGUAAAGUCAGCGAUCAGCAACCUGACCCACUUCAAGAGGAAGUUCCAUAAGAAGAGAAGUGCAUCUCAGGAGCACAUGUAUGCAGAGAUUAGUGUGGAGGAUGAGCAGGGGCAAGACCAGCGGAAACUCACAGCUCUGGAGGCUAGAGUGAGGGAUAUUGAUACAGCUGCUGAGAACGGGUACCAGAUGGUUCCAGGAGAAAUUGACAAUGGCCUUCCACCCAUCACCGCUGUCACCACUGUUAGACCCACGGACAGUGGGUUACCGACAGAGUAUCUGCCCCCUCCUCCUUUUGCCCCUGGAUACUAAUGUCCACUUCUCUACCCUCAGGAUGGAUGGCAGGGUGGCCAAACGGACACAUGAAUUAUGAGAGAUAGAUAUCUGUUGAAGGCACUGAUGAGUUAAAGUUUAAGUCUGAAGAUGUUAUUAUUUAACUGGAUAUAUCUAGAAUCUCUUUUACAACUUAACAUUGAGAGCUAUUUAUGUCUGCAACCAGCUCUGGUUAGUGGUUAGACAAUGUCCAAUGCUUUACAGUGCUGUGUAUGGUCAACAAUUUCAUAUCAAAUGUGAAAAUACCUUUUUCUUUCAUUUUAUGUGAGGAAUUAUGUUAGACAUCUAUGUAUUAUUUCCAUUAAAAUAACAUCAUGCCAAAUACCUGUUUCACUUGUCCAUCCAGGCGUGUGAUACAACUGCAAGAGAUGGUAGUCAAAUGCUGAUAUGUUAUCAACAAUGUAAUAGGGAAGUGUGCUCUCAGAGAUAUGUGCUGAUCUAACUGGUUUGACCAGAUGAAUUUGAGUGGGUCAAUCGGGAGACUCGGGUGCAGUGGUGUAAAGUACUUAAGU